CUUAAAAAGUUGUAAAUACAAAAAAAUAUAAUGAAUUUUUUAUAAACCUAGACAUAAUGAAGCGUAACGUGUGAGAACAAAAAGUGUAAUUCCCGUUAAGUUAACUCCCGUUAGUCGAGUUUUCCACGUCGUUUAAGUCGCGGUUACAAAAUGCGGAGAGCUAAAGGGUAUCAGGAUCUGGACGAGAAUGCUGCGGAUACGCGGAUGCCAGCACCGCCCAUGCCGCCCCCGCAGGAGAUCGAGAUGGCAUCGGUUUCGGUGGUGCCUGAUGAUACUUUCACAGUGACACAGGCAGUGAACGCUCUCGGUUUUGGCUGGUUCCAAGUGAAACUGUCGCUAUACACCGGCCUGUGCUGGAUGGCUGAUUCCAUGGAGAUGACUAUACUCAGUAUACUGUCACCAGCUCUGCAUUGUGAAUGGAACAUCAGCAAGUAUCAACAAGCUCUGACCACCACUGUUGUAUUCAUGGGGAUGAUGCUCAGCUCCACAUUUUGGGGAAACAUCAGUGACAGAUAUGGAAGAAAAACUGCGCUGAGUAUGUGUGGUGUGUUGUUGUUUUACUAUGGGCUGCUCAGUGCUGUUGCACCCAACUUCUUGUGGCUGCUAUUUCUGAGAGGUCUAGUUGGCUUUGCAAUAGGAUGUGUACCACAAUCUGUUACCUUAUAUGCUGAGUUUCUACCAACAAAACAAAGAGCAAAGUGUGUGGUUCUCCUUGAUUGUUUCUGGGCAUUAGGCGCGUGUCUAGAAGUGGCUCUAGCACUAGUUGUGAUGCCCACGCUCGGUGUUCACUGGUUGCUGGCACUGUCUACUGUACCACUACUGAUUUUUGCUAUUAUUUGUCCUUGGCUUCCGGAGUCAGCGAGGUUUCACGUCGCUAGCGGAGAACCAGACAAAGCUUUGGCGACAUUGGAAAAGGUGGCGCACGACAACGGGCGUCCUAUGCUGCUGGGGCGGCUGGUGUGCGACGACAGCGCUGGGCUCGGCGCGCGUGGCCGCCUGCGACACCUGCUCACGCCGCACCUGCGCGCCACCAGCCUGCUGCUGUGGUUCAUAUGGAUGUCAUGCGCGUUCUGCUACUAUGGCCUGGUGCUGAUGGCGACGGAGCUGUUCGCGGCGGCGGGCGGGGCGUGUGCGGCCGACUGCCGCCCGCUACGUACUACUGAUUAUAUGGAUUUGUUAUGGACUACGCUUGCUGAGUUUCCCGGUAUAUUUGCAACAAUAUUUGUGAUCGAGAAGUUCGGGCGCAAGCGCACGAUGGCGGCGCAGUUCGUGGCCUUCGCGGCGUGCGUGUGCGCGCUCGUGUACGACGACAACCGCAUGUUUUUGACUUGCGUGCUGUUCCUGGCGCGUGGCAUCAUCGCGGGACUGUUCCAAGCGGCCUAUGUCUAUACGCCGGAGGUGUACCCGACGGCGCUGCGGUCGACGGCGGUGGGCGCGUGCAGCGGCGUCGCGCGACUCGGCGCCAUGAUCACGCCCUACGUCGCGCAGGUGCUCCUCAAGAAUUCUGUGCUGACGGCGACAGCUGUAUACAGUAUAGCGGCGCUUCUGGCGGCUGUCGCCUGCCUCGCGUUACCUAUUGAGACUAAAGGACGAGAGAUGAGGGACACCGUCACCGGUACCACAUAGGUACCGACAUGGUACCACGUAGGUACCAUAUUCCCGUGUGGUACCAAUUAUAUGGUAGCAGAAGAGAGGAGAAAGAAGGUUGUAAACUAAGUCUGUUCGCGUCAGACAGUGAGUCUACGAUUUUACGAUUCGAUCUGAGAUUUUUUUUACCUGAGAAAUGUUAAUUUUUUCGUUACUUUUAAAUAUUAUUGAAGUAUAAGUAACAUCUAAACAUGAACUAACGGCAACUAGAAACUUCUAUGGAUUAUGACGAAAACCACAAUAUUUAAUUUUGAUUUUUUUAUAAUGGCAACAAAGUACUUAAUUAUUGUUACCCUCAUUAAAACACAGUAUUUUAAUAUGAUCUUCUAUAAAAAAGAGCUUAAAUGCAAAAGUAGCCUAACUAAGGCUUCUUACAGACGAACGGCACUUGUCGACGACACGCGUAGACUGCAGUCGUCGGCAGUCGUUGGAUUUUUUUUCAUUUAUUUUUUUUACACUUGUCGAUGGCUGCCGUUGACGCGUGCCGUCGACAAAUGCCGUUCGUCCGUAAGCGCUCUAAUGAGAUUUAUAUAGAGUUAGAUUACUUUUGCACUGUGCCUAACGGAUUCCGUCUUCCAAUGUACAUAAGGCUGAUUUAUGAAUCUUUUAAUUUAUUAUUAAUAAUAAGUAUAAUAACAUUCGUAAC
Aricia agestis (brown argus) is the source of this 2293-nucleotide messenger RNA. RefSeq names its product synaptic vesicle 2-related protein. Gene Ontology annotation, molecular function: transmembrane transporter activity. Gene Ontology annotation, cellular component: membrane. NCBI's taxonomy places the organism in Eukaryota, Metazoa, Arthropoda, Insecta, Lepidoptera, Lycaenidae. The record is from RefSeq and is a predicted model, not a curated record. The transcript has 13 exons. Bases 151 to 1626 code for a protein of 491 amino acids. Gene Ontology annotation, biological process: transmembrane transport.